GUUUUCUCAGACCUGGCAACCCUGCUCACUGCCACACGGACACAAUGGAACUGCUGUGACAAUAUCUAGCAGACAUCCCUUGUUGUAACAGAGUCGUGUCUCCGUCUGUCAGUGCAACGUUGAAUAGGUGUUGUCUUUAGACUGCUAACAGCUAGCUUACUGUCAUUUUUGCGUUAACGAAUUAGCUUGGUGAGAGCGCUAAUAUUAGCUAGCUAAGCAGCUGCUUGAGCUCUGCUCCUUGGUUUGGUUAUAUUCCCUCAGAUACAUUAUUGCUCUCCAACUAAUCUGAUUGAGAGGGAUUAUGGCGUUUCCUUUUGAUAUUAACCAGUUAUUCCCCGAGAGGGUCACGCUCUUGGACCAGACUCUUGUUGCGGAAAAUCGUAAAUCAACAGAAAGACCAGAUCUUUUGGCACACAUAGUAACGGUCAUUGAUGAACUUGGAAGAGCCUCGGCAAAGGCCCAACAACUCACAACUCCAAUAACAAGUGCUUCCAAACUACAGUCCCAGAAGCAUCAGCUGUAUCUGCUGAAGGACGUAGAAAGCAACAGAGGACAUGGUAUGGUUGUGGGAUUUCUCAAGGUCGGCUACAAGAAGUUAUUUCUUCUUGACCGACAGGGUGUGCACAUAGAGGCAGAGCCACUGUGUGUUUUGGAUUUCUACAUUGCAGAGAACUUUCAGAGACAUGGCUACGGAUCAGAGCUGUUUGACUUCAUGUUGCAGCACAAUAAUUUAGAGCCGGUGCUGAUGGCUUACGACAGGCCCUCGGCAAAAUUUCUGUCGUUCCUGGCAAAGAAUUACUGGCUGACACAAAGUGUCCCACAGGUCAAUAACUUUGUGGUGUUUGAGGGAUUCUUCCUCAACAAAACAGUUGCCCAGUUGAGAAAGGUUCCCCUGAAAAAACCAGACGGAGAGAUCAAACCCUACUCUGUAAUGGAGAGAGAAGUUGUAAAUCAGGAGCAGAGGGCUCUUCCUUGGCCAUUCCCUCUGCCUCACUCCCCCCAGCGGUCAGUAUCGUCCCAGAGCUCCAAUUCCCUCAGUGUGGGAUCCUCCCCCAGCAGGGUGCCCCUUCAAGUCACCUCAGCUUCUGCAGUUGCAGGCAACAGAGACAACAGCCCACAGUCCCCUCUCACUGAGCAUUGCAGGGCAAGACGCACCAGCCAACAGGGUCUAGCUGCUAGAUGCAGCCUGUACCAUUGGCACUUGGACACCAGAGCUGUUGGACUGCUCGACAGACAUACGCAUGCCAGGUAAGAUUCAGUAUAGAUGUUAACUUCAGUCAAAAACCUUGUUAGACUCAUACAUGGAAGUCAUACUGAUGCUUGAUUAUUUGCAUCCUGCCUUCAAAUGCACCUCAUAGUUACGAUAUUGGAAAUUCAUGUGGUUUAGUCGUGUAAAACAGUGCUGCAAGGCUACGGCAACAUGGACACUGAUGUUGCAAGCUGGCAGGCAUGUAAUGUAAUGCAGGAAAUGCAAAGGCAUAAUGAUUGAGGGAAAAGAUGAAGCUGUUGAAAAUAUAUUGGGAAAUAUAUAUUCCUCAUAGUGUUGUAAAAUUUUGAAGGAAAACUCAAUCCAACUAACAUUGCUAAAAUAAUCAUCCAUACAACAAAAAAAGAACUUUGGCCUUUGCCAUUUCUUUAAAACAAACAUCGCACAACCUGUUCUGAGGUCUAAGGCUGUAAACACUACAAGGCGGGGGUGUUAAUAUGGACUCUGUGGUAAACAUGACCCCAUUUACAUGUGGCAAUAUGCUUACUGUGUUAUACUGGUCAUCAUGUUUUAGUAUAACAUGGUUCACGAUUCUGCACACUUGAUCGCUACACUUUAUCAAUGUAGCUCUCCUCAGAUCCUCUUCAGAUGUUCAAAGGACUGUAAAGCAGAACAUUUUUUAUAAAACGUAGAGUACAGUGUGCUCAGGAUUCUUUGGUUUCCUCAGUCAAAAUGCUUCAGUUCUACGCAUCUCUCAAUAAGACUAGGAUGUUAGGCGGUAUUUGAGUAACAACAUAGCAUCCUCGCCUGUGUUUAUCUGGCUCUAAUUUCCAACACUUCAAACUAAUAUUCCAAAUUAAUGGUAAACAGUUGCAGCAUAUUUAGCAGCUGUCAGUUAAAAAUGUAUUUAAUGCCUGUUCACUCCCAGAAACAGUUUAAUAGACCCAGAGGUAUACGAUUCUAAUUUCAAUGCUGGCCUCUAAGGUCCAUCUAAAGGUUAGCCUACUUAUUAAAUAUUAUCUCUGCAACUAAAAUUUCAUAUAGUAUAAUUUGAGGACCAUAUAUGUGAUUUUAAAUCACCAUAUUGCAGAAAUAGUGAAUGAUAACCUCAGUACUUCCAGGACAGUGGUCUAGGGCUGCACUAUAUUAGGAAAACAUGCGAUAUGCGAUAACCAUGUUGAAUAUCGCAAUGACGAUAUGACUUGCGAAUUUCUCCACAGAGAAGGUGUACAGCCCGGCCGCAGCACCAUCUAGUCCAGUGUCCACAGACACACAGGGAGCCAUGCACAGCUCCACUAAGUCCACAUACAGUGUUAAUUUUUCAUACAUUGGAUCGUGAAAUGUUAUUAUUUUUACAGUUUUUAGCGGUUACAUCAGUAAUUUACUGCUCCUCUCUGUGUCUUUAUCAUUUGCGCUGCCCACUGCGACAAAAGCGUCAAAACAAACCAAGCAUGCAGUCGCAGUGUGUAUGUGUGUGUGUGAAUAUUUAAUUCGUCAAUUAUCUCUGUUAUAAGGUGCUCAAUCGCUUUAUAAUGAUAGUUGUAUAUUUUUUUUUUGUCUACGUUUAAUAAUGAUAUUGGCCUAUAAUCCCCACAAUAUUCCGUGUCCCUUCCUUGUUUUGGAAUAACUGUUGUUAUUGCUUCCUUCCAUCAAUCAAAUUGUAUUUGCAUAGCCCAUAUUCACAAAUCACAAUUUGUCUCAUAGGGCUUUAACAAGAUGUGACAUCCUCUGUCCUUAACCCUCAACAAGAGUAAGGAAAAACAAGAAAAGAAGU
Molecule: messenger RNA, 2981 nt
Organism: Hippoglossus stenolepis (Pacific halibut)
Lineage: Eukaryota; Metazoa; Chordata; Actinopteri; Pleuronectiformes; Pleuronectidae
Gene: atat1
Product: alpha tubulin acetyltransferase 1
Exons: 10
Coding region: 302-1252 (316 amino acids)
Biological process (GO): alpha-tubulin acetylation
Cellular component (GO): microtubule
Molecular function (GO): tubulin N-acetyltransferase activity
Source: RefSeq, a predicted model, not a curated record